AAAAAUAUAACAGAAUACGAACAAAUUAUAAUUGGUUGGAGGAGGAGGAGAGAUCGAAGAAACUCCCACGAGAUGGGCGUGGAAGAAACCGGAGGACCGGCGGCGCCGCUUCUCCCCCAGUCGACUCCUCCGCAGUCAGCGCCGCCAUGCUACGGCGUACCGGUCGCCGCCGCGGCCUUCCAAGAUCCCUACUUCCCUGAUCCUCCAGCGUACGUCCUCCUCCCCGUUUACCCCCGCCGCCGGCGCCAGCGCUGCGGAUGCUUCUCCUGCUGCGGUUCCCUCAUCUCUUCUUCCUCCACCCUCCUCUCGGCUGCUUUCUUCCUCGUCCUCCUCUCCUCCGCCUUCUUCCUCUGGCCCUCCGACCCCGAGGUCACCGUCACCCGCUUCCACCUCGAAGACAUCCGCGUCACCCCGCCGCCUCUCGCAGCCAUCGGCAUCUCCCUGAGGGUCGAUCUCAGGGUCCGCAACCCAGACUUCUUCUCCCUCGACCACCGCUCCAUCGUGGUCUCGAUCGGGUACCGCGGGAGGCCACUUGGCUCCGUCACGGCCAACGGUGGCCACAUUAAGGCGCGGGGGGUCUCGCACGUUCACGCCAAGCUCAAGAUCGACGGGAUCCCGGUGUGGAAUGAUGCCAUCUAUCUGAUCGAGGAUCUUGCAAGGAGAUCGUUGCCUUUGGACACGGUCACUGAGGUCGACGGCAGGAUGCGUCUCUUCUUCGUGGACGUCCCCGUUCAGGGAAAAAUUUCUUGUUUGGUGUCUGUUAAUCCAGAAACCCGGGAAGUCAUUAAUCAAGACUGCUACCCUGAGUGACUACUGGUACUUGCAGCAGAUGAUUCAGGUGGAUGGUUCACAAAGUAUUUGUUUCCUCUUUCUGCAUGUGUUUUACAUAGUAUGUGAAGUCAAAACAAAACUUGUUUAUAAGAUAUGAAUUGUAGUCUAGAAAAUUGUAAUCCGUGAACUCGAAAUCUGAACAAUGUGUUUAAGUGAUGGCUUAGUUAACCUGCCUUGGUGUUGACUGUGA
This is a messenger RNA of Musa acuminata AAA Group (dessert banana), 1021 nucleotides long. RefSeq lists its product as uncharacterized. The transcript is spliced from 3 exons. NCBI's taxonomy places the organism in Eukaryota, Viridiplantae, Streptophyta, Magnoliopsida, Zingiberales, Musaceae. Bases 73 to 810 code for a protein of 245 amino acids. The record is from RefSeq and is a predicted model, not a curated record.